AUGCGCCCCUGUACCGCCUCCUCAUGCUGCUGCCAGGCCCGUAAUCUGCCAUGGGCCCCCGUACCGACUCCUCAUGCUGCUGCCAGGCCCGUAAUCUGUCAUGGGCCCCUGUACCGCCUCCUCAUGCUGCUGCCAGGUCCAGAGUGUGUCAUGGGUCCCUGUACGGCCUCCCAUUGCUGCUGUCUCUAUCGCCACACUCUGCCAUGUGCCACUUUCAGGUCUCCUCACACUGCUGGUGGUUUCCAUUUUUGUCAUAGGGUGCUGUAUGGCCUCCCAUUGCUGCUGCCUCCACCGCCACACUGUGGCUCCACACUCUGGUUUUGGCCCCGUGACUGCCCAAAUGAGUGAAGUGUGCAGUGAUUCUAAGAUCGACGGCACUCAUCUGCAUGUCAUACUGACUGACAGUAUUAUUUCUCUUCCCCAGCAGACUCCAAGGGCAUUUAAAUUAAAGGUACAGUGUUCUGCACUAAUAUUA
Molecule: messenger RNA, 475 nt
Organism: Staurois parvus
Lineage: Eukaryota; Metazoa; Chordata; Amphibia; Anura; Ranidae
Source: the annotation of a GenBank genome assembly